This is a messenger RNA of Pelobates cultripes (western spadefoot toad), 972 nucleotides long. NCBI's taxonomy places the organism in Eukaryota, Metazoa, Chordata, Amphibia, Anura, Pelobatidae. The record is from the annotation of a GenBank genome assembly.
AUGAACGCACCCAAUCUUCAAACAUACUAUCAGGCAGCCAUCCUAAAUAGCAUGAUACUGCUUCACGGUCAUAACCUACCCCCCCAAUGGGUAACAAUAGAAACAGACGCGGUCAAACCACAUGCCCUUAUGGCACUAAUCUGGGCCCCUAAACAAAGCAAGCUACAACGCACUACACUACUUCCGACCACCAAGGCGACACUACGAGUGUGGGAAAAAAACAAACAUAUAUGUUGCUCACAAACCCCACAUUCUAGAGCAAUGCCACUUUCUGCCAUACCCUCCAUAAUACCGAACUUUAACCACAAAAUAUGGGAACGAUAUGGUAUACAUUACAUACAUCAACUGUACCAAGAGAACCGCCUCCUAACAUUCUCAGAGGUACAAAACCUCCAUGGACUUCCAACGGCAGCCCACCUCUCCCACAGGCAACUCCACUCGUGGGUAACAAAACACCAAAGCGAAGUAAAGAGUACGCCCAACGAACCUCCACUAACAUGCUUUGAGAAAACCAUACUCAAACUGAUACCAACACAAAAAACCUUUUCAAUGCUAUACACCAACAUAUUACAGCAUGAUACCAAAUUUAGAUACCCCUUCGUCAUAGCAUGGGAAAAAGACCUAGGACAAACCCUCCCCGAAGCAAUGUGGAGGAAAAUAUUCAUUACCCCCAAAACCCUCACACUCAGUGCCAACCACACUGAAUUAUCCAGAAAAAUCCUAUAUAGAUGGUACUUAGUGCCCACACGCCUCAAACAGAUGUACCCGGAGGCCUCUGACCAAUGUUGGCGUUGCGCCUCGACAGCCGGAUCAAUGAUCCACAUAUGGUGGACAUGCCCAACACUACAACCCUAUUGGUCCGCACUGACAAAUCUAAUCCAAGCUAGCACAGCACCCGCAUACCGCAAACCCCAGACUGCCUACUACUCCACAACUACCCACCAAAACUCCCUAAAACAAUCAGAUACCUGA